AUGAGCCACUCCUCGGCGAAUCCCUUCAGCGACGACGACGACGACACCGCCGACCAAACAAAAACCCGCUCCACCCGGGCAAGGCUAUCUUCUCCAGGCGCCGCCGCGGCGGCUCCACCAUAUGUCGUCCCUCGCAUCAUCCGCACGGCGGCGGCCUCCUCGCGCUACAGGCGGUCGUCCACCUGGGGCUACAGCCCCAAGGUGUCCGUGGACAUGGCCGUCGCGCACAGCUGGGCGCCCUACGCCACCGUCGUCCGCGCGCUCCGCUCCCUCUCCCUCCUGUCCCUCAAGGACGACGACCGCGAGGCGGCGAGGGCGGCCGUGGCCGAGCUGUGCGGCCACGCCGCGCCCUUCAGCGGCGUCCGCCGGUUCCCCGCGGGCGAGGUGUUCGUGUGCCUCGACCGCCCGCCGUUCGCGCGCAAGAUGCAGGGGAUCCAGCAGCCGUUGAUCAAGGCAGAGGCUGCCGGCAGCUAUGGCGAGGAGUUCGUCAGCGCAUGCUCAUGCUACAUGAGCGGGAUCGGCAACGCCCUCGACGAGCUCACGCGCGUCAGGCGUGACGACGACCGCGCCGCCCCCGUCCUGUAUGACCGCGCCGUCUUCGAGUCGGCCUUCCUUCUCAGGUGGACCGAGCCGUGA
Lolium rigidum is the source of this 636-nucleotide messenger RNA. RefSeq lists its product as uncharacterized. Gene Ontology annotation, molecular function: structural molecule activity. The transcript has a single exon. Bases 1 to 636 code for a protein of 211 amino acids. The record is from RefSeq and is a predicted model, not a curated record. NCBI's taxonomy places the organism in Eukaryota, Viridiplantae, Streptophyta, Magnoliopsida, Poales, Poaceae.